UGGAUGGACUGCGCGUGCGCACGCCGAUCCCCAUUCUUGUCCUUCAGGCAGCAUUCCUGCUGGAGAGUUGAUAGAAAGGCGGAAAGAGGAGCGGUUUGAGGCCGCGGACUGAAGCUGUCCUCCCGAAGCGGAGAGCGGGCGGCCCGGAGAGUCUGCGGCGGGAAAUGGACAACAUUGGACAGUGGCAGGACGAAGACAUGGAUUCUUGAUCCAGCGACCCGACCCGCUUCCCAACCCCUGCAGAACCAGCCCCCCUCUGCUGCUGUCCACACAUGCUGCAUUGCUGCCGCUCCCAGGUCCCCGCUGCGUCCGUCCCUCUACACUGAGCUAGUGGCUGUUCCUCGGGUCCGUGACCCGGUCCGGUCGGAGCCGGCGCGCCGAUGGAGCCCAGCAUGGAGAGCUGCUUGGCGCAGGUCCUGCAGAAGGAUGUGGGCCGGCGGCUGCAGGUGGGACAGGAAGUCAUCGACUACAUCCUGGACAGGAACAAGUCCCCCGAACUGGAGCAGGACCAGACGGCGCUGGACAAGAUGGUGGACGCCGUCGCCAGCUCCUGGGUCAACUCCAGCAACUUCAAGGUGAAUCUGCUGGGCCUGGACCUCCUGUCGGCUCUGGUGACCCGCCUCCAGGACCGGUUCAGAACCCACAUCGGAACGGUUCUGCCAAGCCUGAUGGAUCGGCUGGGAGACGCCAGGGACCAGGUGAGGGAGCAGGACCAGGUUCUGCUGCUGAAGAUUAUGGAGCAGGCCGCCUCCCCUCAGUAUGUCUGGGACCGGAUGCUGGGAGGCUUCAAGCAUAAGAACAACCGGACCAGAGAGGGAGUGUGCCUGUGUCUCAUCGCCACGCUGAACACGUCCGGAGCCCAAGGCUUGACGCUGAGCAAGAUCGUCCCACACAUCUGCAGCCUGCUGGGAGACCCCGUGGCCCAGGUUCGGGACGGCGCCAUGAGCUGCCUGGUGGAGAUCUACCGCCAUGUUGGGGAGCGGGUGAGGCUGGACCUCAGCAAGAAGGGCCUUCCCCAGUCACGGUUGAAUGUCAUCUUCAGCAGGUUUGAUGAAGUCCAGAGAUCUGGGAACAUGAUGCCAUCUUCUGGUUCUGAUAAAAACUUUGAGGAUGAAGACUCUCUGGACGGAGGCCGGUCCUCUUCGUCGUCCUCCUCCAAGGCGCCUCCUACUGGACGGAGGGCGGUGGUGAGCUCCGUGAGACGGCCCGGUUCUGCUUCGUCCACCAAGUCCACAGGAAAGGACGCGGCUGCUGGAGCCGUUGAUGAAGACGACUUUGUGAAGGUGUUUGAGGACGUCCCGCCAGUCCAGUUCUAUUCCAACAGGGAGCUGGAGGACCAACUGACCAAGAUCCGAGACGUUCUGUCUGACGACAAACACGACUGGGAACAGCGCGUGGUGGCGCUCAAGAAGGUGCGUUCUCUCGUCCUGGCCGGAGCGCCGGACCAUGAAGGCUUCCCGCACCAGCUGCGGCUGCUGGAGGCACCGCUGAAGCUGUCGGCCAAAGACCUGCGCUCCCAGGUGGUCCGAGAGGCCUGCAUCACGCUGGGACAUCUGUCCUCCGUCCUGCGGAACAAGUUUGACCACGGAGCAGAGAGCGUGAUGCCGACCCUGCUCAACCUGGUACCAAACAGCGCCAAGGUCAUGGCCACAUCCGGUGUGGCGGCCAUCCGCCUCAUCCUCAGGCACACCCACUACGCUCGCCUCAUCCCCAUCAUCACCAGCAACUGCAGCUCCAAGUCUGUGGCUGUCAGGAGGCGCUGCUAUGAGUUCCUGGACCUCCUGUUGCAGGAGUGGCACACGUCGACCCUGGAGAGACACGUGGCCGUCCUCGCCGAAACCGUCCGGAAGGGAAUUCACGACGCCGACUCCGAAGCCCGCUCCAUCGCCAGGAAGUGCUACUGGGGUUUCCAUGGCCACUACAGCCGGGAGGCGGAGCUUCUGUUCCAGGCGCUGGAGGCCACCUAUCAGAAGGCGCUGCAGUCGCACCUGAAGAGCUCCGACAGCAUCGUGUCGCUGCCGCAGUCGGACCGCUCCUCCUCCUCCUCGCAGGAGAGCCUCAACCGACCUCUGUCUGUGAAGAGCGUCAUCGGAAGCAGCUUCACCAGAAGUAAGCUGGCGGGCUCCAGGGCGUCGGCCGCGCCGGGCUCUCUGCAGCGUUCCCGUAGCGACAUCGACGUCAACGCCGCUUCCAGCGCCAAGUCCCGCCUGGGAGGCGUCCCGGCCUCCUCGCCGUUCGGCGGCGCCGCCGCCCUGCCCCCGGGGUCGUACGCCUCGCUAGAUGGCGCUGCUGCUAAGAGUGACGGUCGUGUUCGUACAAGAAGACAGAGCUCCGGAAGCGUGGGCGGAGCCAGUCCGUCAGCAGUGGACAGCAGGGGGCGGAGUCGAGCCAAAGUGGUCUCCCAGUCGCAGCGAUCCAGUUCGGCCAAUCCCAUCAGCGCCGGCAGUCGCUCCAGUUCACCAGGAAAGCUGCUGGGCCAGAGCUACGGCCGCAUCCCGAGGGUUGCUGCACCGCCUGCCACCGCCGCAGAGAGACGCAGCAGGAUCCCCCGCAGCCAGGGCUGCAGCCGCGAGACCAGCCCCAGCAGGCCGGGCCAGGCCCGGAGCCGCAUCCCACGCCCCAGCAUGAGUCAGGGCUGCAGCCGCGACACCAGUCGCGAGAGCAGCCGCGACACCAGCCCCGCUCGGGGCUUCGCUCCUCUGGCCUCCAGACGCCACUCCCGUUCCACCAGCGCUCUGUCCUCAGCAGAACCCCAUGGCCAGUCAGAAGAAGAAGGCAAGUCUCAGGCAGCCGGUUCCCUUCAUUACUCAGCGGUCCGUCUUGAUUUUGUAGAUCGAUACGGUCUGAUCCACCAAGCCAGGAUUUCUGCGUCGGUGAACGCCAUGCGGGUCCUGAACACCGGCACCGAGGUGGAGGCGGCCGUGGCCGACGCUCUGCUGCUAGGAGACUCCAGGAACAAGAGGAAGCCAUUGCGGCGGCGCUACGAGUCUCCUGGGAUGUACUCUGAUGACGACGCCAACAGCGACGCAUCCAGCGCCUGCUCAGAGCGCUCCUACAGCUCCAGGAACGGCGGCAUCCCCCACUACCUGCGGCAGACGGAGGACGUGGCUGAGGUGCUGAACCACUGCGCCAGCUCCAACUGGUCUGAGAGGAAGGAGGGCCUGAUGGGCCUGCAGAACCUGCUGAAGAGCCAAAGGAUCCUCAGCCGGGUGGAGCUGAAGAGACUCUGUGAGAUCUUCACCAGGAUGUUUGCAGACCCCCACAGUAAGGUGUUCAGCAUGUUCCUGGAGACGCUGGUGGACUUUGUCACAGUCCACAAGGACGACCUGCAGGACUGGCUCUUCGUCCUGCUCACUCAGCUGCUGAAGAAGAUGGGCGCCGACCUGCUGGGCUCGGUCCAAGCCAAGGUCCAGAAGGCUCUGGACGUCACCAGGGAGUCGUUCCCCUUCGACCAGCAGUUCAACAUCCUGAUGCGCUUCAUUGUGGACCAGACCCAGACCCCCAACCUCAAGGUCAAAGUCGCCAUUCUGAAGUACAUCGAGUCUCUGGCUCGCCAGAUGGACCCGACCGACUUUGUGAACUCCAGCGAGACACGACUGGCGGUGUCCCGCAUCAUUACCUGGACCACCGAACCUAAAAGCUCUGACGUCAGGAAGUUCUGUGUGCAGGCGGCCCAGGUGGUUCUGAUCGCGCUGUUUGAGCUGAACACGCCGGAGUUCACCAUGCUGCUGGGCGCGCUGCCCAAGACCUUCCAGGACGGCGCCACCAAGCUGCUGCACAGCCACCUCAAGAACUCCAGCAACACCAGCAGCAGCAGCGUGGGGUCUCCCAGCAACACGGUGGGCCGGACGGCGCCGCGCCACGCCCCCAGCAGGUCCAGCCCGCUCACUUCCCCCACCAACUGCUCCCACGGCGGCCUGUCUCCCAGUCUUUUGUGGGGAUGGGGGGUCGACGGGCUGCUCCCCGCUGCGCCCCCUGCCGCCCCCCUGCCUCAGAGCGCCCCUGCCGCCCCUGGCCUCAGGGCCCUGCGCCGAGCCUUUUCACCCAGCGUGACGGAGUACGACACGGAGAACAUGAACGCAGAGGAGAUCUACAGCUCGCUGCGCGGCGUCACCGAGGCCAUCCAGAGCUUCAGCUACCGCAGCCAGGAGGACCUGAACGAGCCGCUGCGCCGCGACGGCAAGAGGGACGACGCCGUGGGAAGAGAAGUCGUGGCUCCAUCUCCAGGUCCUGAUGCUCGUCUGGGUUUAGAUGUGGUGGAAGGCGGCCGCACCGCCCUGGACAACAAGACGUCGCUGCUCAACACCCCGUCGCCACGGUCCUUCUCUGGGCCCCGGAGCCGCGAGUUUGCCCCCUACGGUGAAACCAUCUGCGCUUACGAUAAGAGCGCGCUGAAGGAGGCCGUGUUCGAUGACGACGUGGAGCAGUUCCGUGACUGCCGGCGGAAGGAUUCAGGUGAAAACAAGACGAGUCCCCCUAAAGGCUUUUGUCCUGUCGGACCGGACCAUUCGGACCUGGUGGCGGACCUGCUGAAGGAGCUGUCCAAUCACAACGAGCGCAGCGAGGAGCGGCGCGCGGCGCUGCUGGAGCUGCUGAAGGUCACGCGGGAGGACAGCGCCCCCCUGUGGGACGAACACUUCAAGACCGUCCUGCUGCUGCUGCUGGAGACGCUCUGCGACAAGGAACACACCAUCCGGGCCCUUGCCCUGCGGGUUCUGAAGGAGAUCCUGAGGAACCAGCCGACCCGGUUCAGGAACUACGCCGAGCUGACCAUCAUGAAGACCCUGGAGGCCCACAAGGACUCCCACAAAGAGGUGGUGCGUGCGGCCGAGGAGGCGGCGUCCACGCUGGCCGGCUCCAUCCACCCGGAGCAGUGCAUCAAGGUGCUGUGCCCCAUCGUCCAGACCGCCGACUAUCCCAUCAACCUGGCCGCCAUCAAGAUGCAGACCAAGGUCAUCGAACGCAUCGCCAAGGACUCGCUGCUGCAGCUGCUGCCCGACAUCAUUCCCGGCCUGCUGCAGGGUUAUGACAACACAGAGAGCAGCGUUCGUAAGGCCAGCGUGUUCUGCCUGGUGGCCAUCUACGCCGUGAUUGGAGAGGAGCUGAAGCCCCACCUGGCACAGCUGACGGGCAGCAAGAUGAAGCUUCUGAACCUCUACAUCAAGCGGGCCCAAACCACCAACAGCAACAGCAGCAGCUCCUCCGACGUUUCCUCUCACAGUUAAUUGGUCCUGUAGAACCUUCAGAACCUUCUGGACCCGAGCAGAACUUCCCGCUCCGCCCUAACCUGCUGUCCUGCUUUGCUUCUGAGCUGGAGCCGACCCGGUUCUCCUGCGGCUUCUCCAUCAGUUCACAUGGCCGGAUCCAGAAGUUCAGCAGCACCUUCUGAUUGUUCUCAACGUGACCGACCCGACCCGUUGAACUCGUCCAGAACUUUGGAUCAAAUUGAGGUUCUCCAAAGCAUUGAUUGUUGCUCUAGUGUGACGUCUCCUCUGGUUCCACCUGCAGAAACCUGCUCCACACCUGGAAACACAUCUGGACCUGACCUGAGGUUCUGAGACCAGGUUGGGUCCAGUCUGAGCAAUCAGCUGAGUCAGAACCGUGACGUUUAACGUUUGGCUCCCGGGAGUUAAUCAGCCUCACAGCAACAAAAAUGACUUUCAACAGAAAGUUUUGAGACAUUUUCAUUGGUUCACAAAACCUCCUGAUGCUCUGAUUGGACAAUUAGAACAGAGCUACAGAUCUGACCGUCCAAUCAGAGAGCAGAGAAUCUGGUUGCCUUACCUUGAGGAGCAGACAGCGGCCGGGUUCUAGAGCUCUCCAGAGGUUUGGUUCCGUCUCCUCCUGGCGAGCCGGACCAGAACUUUGCAGCUGUUCUGUAAAUACAUGUUGAUGUUCACAGUUUGCACGUCGGUGAGUUAGCAUGUGGAGCUGAAGUGCACUUUGUCACCGCAGCCUGGUUCUGGUUGUAGUAGAACCACCUGGAUCUGGUUCUGGAUCUGGUUCUGGAUCUGGUUCUGGAUCUGGUUCUGGAGGAGGCCGCUCCAGCUCCAGAGAUUAGCAGGAACCCUUGUCCUGCUGAUGAAUCUUCAGAUUUUCUUUGUCGUGUUUCUGGAUGUUGCUGAGGAGGUCCAGAUCGGCUCAUAAGUCAGGAAUGUACAGGAAGUUCUGAUCCGGUACUGGACCGGACCUGUAUCCGGCGCUGCUCCUCCUCCGGGCCUCUUUCUGUUUUAUUUUAGAAGAAUCCGCCGCGCUGAACCUGGUCGCACUUUGUUCUGCUGCAAUAUUGCAACUUGUAUUUAUAUAUUUUAUUUGAUCAGGUUUUAUUUUGUUGCUCUGACGAUGAUGACGAUGAUGAUGAUGAUGAUGAUGAUGAAGAACUGUUCAGAUGAUCUUCUUUAAAUCCUGAUUUGCAGCAAAGUGAAGAAAUAAACAGACUGAAAAUAAAA
Poeciliopsis prolifica (blackstripe livebearer) is the source of this 6449-nucleotide messenger RNA. It is a transcript of the gene clasp1a, whose product is annotated as cytoplasmic linker associated protein 1a. The record is from RefSeq and is a predicted model, not a curated record. Bases 381 to 5225 code for a protein of 1614 amino acids. NCBI's taxonomy places the organism in Eukaryota, Metazoa, Chordata, Actinopteri, Cyprinodontiformes, Poeciliidae. Gene Ontology annotation, molecular function: kinetochore binding; microtubule binding. Gene Ontology annotation, biological process: mitotic spindle assembly. The transcript is spliced from 43 exons. Gene Ontology annotation, cellular component: spindle microtubule; mitotic spindle; cytoplasmic microtubule.